AUGACUGCCUCGAGUCGGACCAUGAAGUGCGUUGUUGUUGGUGAUGGUGCGGUGGGGAAAACGUGUCUCUUGAUAUCUUACACAACGAACAAAUUUCCUUCGGAAUACGUUCCAACGGUCUUCGAUAAUUAUGCCGUGACUGUGAUGAUCGGCGGCGAUCCUAUGGUCCUUGCUCUGUUUGAUACGGCUGGUCAGGAAGAUUACGAUCGGCUGCGACCUCUUAGUUAUCCCCAAACGGACAUAUUCUUAUUGUGCUUUUCAGUUGUCAACCCUACUUCUUUUGCUAAUGUGAAAGAGAAGUGGUUCAAUGAGGUUAAACAUCACGCGCCAAAUACACCGUAUCUUUUGGUUGGAACGCAGAUUGAUCUUCGGGAUGAUACAGCUACCUUGGACAAAUUGACGCGCAAUCGACAAAAACCGAUAACUUAUGAACAAGGGGAGAAAUUGGCUAAAGAGAUAAAAGCGCACAAAUAUGUCGAGUGCUCUGCACUCACACAGUGUGGCUUAAAAAAUGUUUUUGAUGAGGCCAUCUUGGCGACUCUCGAGCCGCCGCAAACCAAGAAAGCCCGAUGUCGAAUUCUAUAA
Molecule: messenger RNA, 585 nt
Organism: Hydatigera taeniaeformis
Lineage: Eukaryota; Metazoa; Platyhelminthes; Cestoda; Cyclophyllidea; Taeniidae
Source: the annotation of a GenBank genome assembly